Nerophis lumbriciformis (worm pipefish) is the source of this 3460-nucleotide messenger RNA. It is a transcript of the gene adamtsl2, whose product is annotated as ADAMTS-like 2. Lineage: Eukaryota; Metazoa; Chordata; Actinopteri; Syngnathiformes; Syngnathidae. Gene Ontology annotation, biological process: extracellular matrix organization. Gene Ontology annotation, cellular component: extracellular matrix. The record is from RefSeq and is a predicted model, not a curated record.
GAUAGGACAGCUCUAGUCCUUACAUAUCUAGUCCUAUAGCUUAGUUGGGAUUGACUGAUGUUAUACCGCAGGCUGAGUCGUGUUGUUUCUGCUCCAUUUUGUGCCUGAAGAAGUCGCUAACAAGCCACAAGUCAUACUAUUUUAAAAAGUGACCCCUUGUUUCCUGCCCAGGAUGAGGGUGCGCUCCUUGGAGCCGUGCGGGGAGACGGGCGUGGUCCUCCUGGGCCUCCUCACGCUGCUGGUGUCGGUGAGACUGUCCACCACGGGCCUGCAGGAGGACGGCGUGGCUUCCAACAGUCUUGAAGAAGCGCUGCAGGUGACCACGUACUGGUGGGGGGAGUGGGCUAAGUGGACAGCGUGCACUCGCACCUGUGGGGGUGGAGUCAAGUCACAGGAACGACACUGCCUCAAACAGAGAAAGAAAGUGACUGCAGGAAAAGACAACAUGACGUGCACAGGGACCCCCAAGAGAUACCACCUGUGCAACACACAGGAAUGUCCCACCAGUGGGAGGAGCUUCAGAGAGGAGCAGUGCUGGUCAUUCAACUCGCAGCUUUACAGUGGGCGGAGCUACCAGUGGAAACCGCUGUAUCCCGACGACUACGUGCACAUAUCCAGUAACCCCUGUGACCUCCACUGCACCACCGCCGAUGGCCAGAGGCAGCUGAUGGCGCCGGCUCGCGACGGAACGUCCUGCAAGUACAGCAGCUAUCGCGGCGUCUGCGUGGACGGUAAGUGUGAGCCAAUCGGGUGCGACGGCGUGCUCUUCUCGUCCAACACGUUGGACAAAUGUGGAGUCUGCCGGGGCGAUGGCAGCAGCUGCAGCAGAGUCACCGGGAACCUCCGGCGGGGUUCUACCACUCUGGGUUACUCCUUCAUCACGCAAAUCCCUGAAGGAUCGUGGGACAUCCAGAUCAUCGAGAGGAAGAAGUCCGCAGAUGUCCUCGCUGUGACCGAUCAGGCCGGAAACUUCUUCUUCAAUGGCGCCUACAAGGUUGACAGUCCUCAGAACUUUCAUGUGGCGGGAACCGUCUUCAAGUACCGUCGCCCAAUGGAUGUGUACGAGACCGGCAUCGAGUACAUCGUGGCCAAAGGACCCAUUGACCAGGCCAUCAACAUCCUGGUCUGGAACCAGAACGGUCGCACACCUUACAUCACGUACGAGUACACCAUCCUGCGGGACUCCCUGCCGCCCGUCCCGCCUCCCCCCGUCUACACCGGACUGGACACGUCGGCCGGGGAUGUCUCCUUGGAAGCGGUGGCUCUGCCGGCCCCCAACAACAGCCAUUAUGAGCAGGCACCUCCUAAUGGAAUGUUAGAGGCAGGGGAGGACAUGGUCAAGAAUAGCCAGGAAACAAAUGAGGUCUACGAGGAAACGGAGGCCAUCGACUGUGACCAGGACGAAGCAUCCGACUCAACAUUGGCAGAGAGAAACAGCAGCCAUACUGGAAGUACCGCCAACCCGGUCCCUGUUGGCGGGCCGCUGAAUCCCAAAGCGGACUCCCCGAACCUCAUCUGGAGGGUCCUGCUGGAAGGCCGGCUCAACCCUGAUGAGCUGCUCGUCAACAUUUCCAGCAAUCAGCUGCUGACUGAAGGAGACGGCUUCUUCUCAGCUGACGUGGACUCCAGCAGUCUGGAGCCAGAUGGACCCUAUGGCAUGAACCACACCUUGGAGUUUACAAUGGGUCGCAAACGGAACGACAGCGGAGACGGGUUCUACCAGAACAAGACGGUGCAGAGGACCAUCAGCCGCUUCAACAGAACCAGAGGAAAUCCCAGGCUCUACCAGAAGAAUCUGAAGCUCAGUCCAGCUGACAUGUACCGCUGGAAACUUUCCUCUCAGGAACCCUGCAGCAUGACUUGCUCCAUCGGUGUGUCCAAGUCCUUCGUCACGUGUGUCCGUUAUGACGGCAUCGAGGUGCACGACAUGUACUGUGAUGCUCUGACCAAACCAGAACCAGUCCACGACUUCUGCAUUGGACGGGAAUGUCAGCCCAGGUGGGAGGCCAGCAGCUGGAGCGAGUGCUCGAGGACUUGCGGGGAAGGGUUCCAGUUCCGGCAGGUCCGCUGCUGGAAGAUGCUGUCGCCUGGCCUUGACAGCUCCGUCUACAGUGAUCUCUGCAGCAUGGCUGACUUGGAGAGACCCGUGGAGAGGCGGGCAUGCAAAAGCCCUGCCUGCGGACCGCAGUGGGAGGUAGCUGAGUGGACAGAGUGUUCUGCCAAAUGUGGCCAAAGAGAUCAGGUGACCCGCGACGUCCGCUGCUCCGACGAAAACAGUCCAUGCGACGAGAUGACCAAACCACCGAAUAUCAAAAACUGCACGGGUCCGCCUUGCGAACGCCACUGGACCGUGUCGGAGUGGGGGCCUUGCUCGGGGUCGUGUGCCCAGGGGAGGAUGGUGCGGCAUGUAUACUGUAAGGCUCCCGAGGGUCGUGUAGUGCCUCAGGACCAGUGUUCCGCGGACGAGAAGCCCUUGGCCAUACACCCGUGUGGCGAGAGGGACUGUGCCCCACACUGGUUGAGUCAGGACUGGGACAAGUGCAACACCACGUGCGGCCGCGGUGUCAAACGGAGGAUUGUCCAGUGCGUUGGCAUCGGCGCCGGAAAGUUCCAGACCUUUGAUGAUGAGGCGUGCGGUGCUGGCGAGAAGCCCGAAAACGAAAACACCUGCUUUGAGAGGCCGUGCUUCAAGUGGUACACCACGCCCUGGUCCGAGUGCACAAAGACGUGCGGCGUGGGCGUGAGGAUGCGUGACGUCAAGUGUUACCAGGAGCGGGAGUUGGUCCGAGGGUGCGACCCGCUCACAAAGCCUGUGUCCAAACAGACGUGCAGCCUUCAGCCGUGUCCCACCGAGCCGCCGGACGAGAGCUGCCAGGACCGGCCCACCACCAACUGUCUGCUGGCGCUGAAGGUCAACCUGUGCAGCCACUGGUACUACAGCAAGGCCUGCUGCCACUCCUGCCGCGCCUUGAGACCGCCCCCAUCCUAGUCCGGGCCACCCGGCAAAGCCCCAAAGCAGCGCCCGCGCAUGGAAGCUGAACUGAAGCGGUACCGAGUCUUUCAUCAGGUCGCCCGAGUGGAGCGUUUACAUUGUCUGAGACGACGACCUUUCACACACUAAAGUACGAGCUCUGUCGUGGUGAGGACCCCCAGACCAACCAAAGUGCCUCCUGCUUGGGGAUGAUGAUGAUGAUUACGAAGAAGAGCUCCUCUGCUGGAAAUUCAAACAUUAUUUAAUGACGACAGGAAGUGAAAUGUGCACGGAAGCAUAUUUAUUAGUCACAGCACAUUUUGCGUGUAUCGCGACCUCCCGAUGUGUCCUCAUCAGGGCGAAAGAUGGCGGACAGAGGAGACCAUGAUUCCUGACACUUGAAAUGUACUCACUUUCAUAUAACGGAUACCUCUUUGUACAAAACACCGCCUUGGUAAUAAAGAUGAGGAAGUAGCCCAGUUCAGAAAG